UCCGAAAUCCAAGGCUGAAUCAUGGUCUUGCUCUAUCUAUAGCUCUUGGUUGACAUUCUUUUUUAUUUUUUUAACAAGGAAUGGCUGUGUACCAAAGGAUUCAAGAUACAUAUGAACCUGCUCUCGUCUGUAUCAGUUGUUUUUAUCCGCUUGACACUGCUCUUUACAUUAUUGGUUGCAGGAGACCAGAUAUUCAUCAACCGCCGUAUUGUUGCUGGGCUAUUAUACAAGGAGGAGUUCUAAUAUUAUUACUGGAAAGUGUUCAUUACAGUAGUCCAAUUCACUAUUUUCCUGAAAGGCAUGAUCUUAUGCAUGGUCAUAGUGCAAUUGAUUUCCAAUUUAUGUUAAAUAAAGAAAGGACCUUACACCUUCCUAAAGAACCAGAUACCAAAAGUUUACAUAGUUCAUACAGGGAAUUUCAACCUUCAUAUGAUGACAUGAAGCUACCAAUCACAACAGACCACUAUAAAUCAAAGUUCACUGCCUUGCUCUAUUAUGAAGAGCAGGAACGCAUUGGACUAUUAAAGAAGAAGUGUAAUGGUUGUUUUGUCUUACAAAAAUGUAAACCACCUUUCUUAAAAGGUGAUGAAAGGGGCUAUUCUCCUAAUUUCUAUUGUCUACAAGGAAUGUCAUCAGCACAGAUCAUGUAUGCAACUCAAGCCAGUGAUCACCGUGUUACUAUUAGCAUUGGUCAGCACAACUAUGUAGCAACUAUUCUGAGUUGUAAUUAUUCACUUAUUGAUGAUAAGCUAUACAUUUGUUCCAAUUGCAGCAUUGUAGUUCAUUCCUUUUUAAGAGUGAAUGUAUCAUUUGAAGUUGAUCACCAUUACUUUCAUAGUCUCAUGGAUGGAGUUAAGAGGAUUAGCUCAAAAGUAUUACGUCGUCUUAUACCCACACCAGAAGAUUUUAAAAGCCCUCCUAGAAGUAUUAGCAUUGACAUUAGGAGACAACCAUAUGGUGGGAUUGAUCUUGAUCUUGAGCAGAUUCCAGCAUUAGAAGCAAUACUCAGUAACCAGUGUUCAGCUCCUGUACUUGUAUCUGGUGCUUUUGGUUGUGGUAAGACUCGUCUUCUUGCUGUGGCUACAGAAUGUUUCUUCAGAGAGCAUCGUGAGGCUGGUCACCAUUCACCUUGUCGUAUUUUAAUUUGUUGUCAUCAUCAACAUUCUGCUGAUUUUUUUAUGGAAAAUUAUUUUAACAAAAUGCUUUCACACAGCAAAUACCCAUGGCCUGUAAAAGUUUUACGUGCUACAAGCUCACGGCAUCACGUUGAUUAUUCUAAUUGUGUUCAAGCAAUUGAUUUUGAUAUAUCACUAUACAGACGUGAAACCGCCUUUCUAUUGGUCACAACAUUUGGAGGAGCACUAACGAUAUCCAGGAAAAAGGUUGAGCCUGAUUUCUUUACUCAUAUUCUAAUUGAUGAGGGAGCUCAGACUCGUGAACCUGAAGCUCUUAGUCCAUUUCUAAUGGCAAAUAAGAAUACUCGUAUUGUUAUUGCUGGAGAUCAUCAACAGGUUGGACCUCAACUUCUUGUUCUUGGUAAAGCUCCUCAGCAGUUUGGUUUAUGUGUGUCACUGUUGCAACGAUUACUAGAGAAGUAUAAAUCUAUUGGAGACAUUAGCAAGAGGAACACUCCAUCAUGGAAUAUUAAUUAUCGCUCACAAGCUGACCUUUUGGAGUUACCUUCUAAGUUAUUUUAUAACUCAGAGCUGAGAGCUUGUGGCAGAGUACCAUACCACCUCAAGGCUCCUUAUCCUUAUGUUUUUAUAUGUUCCAGUUUUACUAAUGAUAUUCCAGUUGAUGCUCAGUGUGCUGUAGAGGCUGAUAGACUCCUUCAAGCAGUGCAGCUACACAGUGACAAGUUCAAAAGCUGGGAACUAAAAGAUACUUGCAUUAUGACUCCAAGUUUGAAACAGGCAAACCUUAUUAAAAGACUGAUAAAAACAAAAUUCAGGAGUUUGAUUGGUGUCAAUGUCAUCACCAGUUAUCAAAUGCAAGGACAGGAGUAUCGUAUGCUUUUCAUGAGUACUGUUGAAAGUUUAGAGCCCAAUGGUCGACCAUUUGAUCCAUUAAAGAGUUUUUGUAAUCCAGCACUAUUUAAUACAGCAAUCACACGCUCUAAAAGUCUUGUAGUAGCUGUAGGUAAUCCUCUUGUACUGCUAUUGUCUGAAGCUACUAUGGAUAAUCUUAAAUGGUGCUGGAGAGAGUUCAUUUCAAGAUGCCUUCAGAAUGAAACAUUCAAAAGUACUCCUGACUGUGUCCAGUUUGAACAAGUAAAAGUACAGUUCUUUGACAUGCUGAAGUGUGAUAAUCCAGCUGACAUGAUAAAAAUUUUCCAGAAGAACAUUUAUUCCCAGAAUUGUUGCACAAAGUCUGCACAUGUGUCCCCUUCCCUGAUAUCUACUCCACAAAUAAUGCACUCAACUCGAACAUCCAGGCAACAGUCGUCAUCUACUCCAUCUUUUGUACCACAGUCAUGUCAUCUAUCACAGGUUGCGAAGCAGCCAUCUCCUCAAGCCAGUCAAGAGUCAUCUUUUCAAAAUGAAGCAGUGCAAUCAUGGACACAAGUACUACCUUCUCCUCAAGCAAGUAAAAAGCAACUUACUUUUUCACCACAAGAAGCAAAAAUGCAGCAAUCUUCUUCUAAACAACAGCUUCUACAGCAUCCAGUUAAGCAGCAGCAGUACCCAGUAGUUGAACAAGAGACACAUUCUAAAAUAGAACAUCAACAAGUUUAUACAGCCAAGCAGGAGAAAUCAUCUAAACGAAAAAGGUCGUCACGAAGAAAGAAAAAAGGACAUGUAACUGAUUCUCUACUUCUAUCAAAACAAGCUGGUACAAAAAAUCUGUCUUCUCAAAAAUCAUUAUCUACAGUUGAGCAGCAAAAAGGAAGUAAUACAGCUGUACAGUCUAAGGUAGGGCCACUAGUCCUUCAGCAGUUACCAACUGCCUCACCUCAACAGCAAAAACAAUCUCCAUGGAAACCACUUGAACCUGUUGUUCCCAUUUCAUUAGAAUCUACAACAACAGCUUCAAAAUCAUCACAAGUUGUCAGAAGUAGUCAUAAUCAUCUCUCUUCACAAUAUUCAGAACCUUUACAAAAUCCUAGAAAUAUUACAAUGAGUUUCUUUAUUAGUCCUGAAUUAGAGGCAAGUUUAUAUACAGUCCCCAUGAAGAAUCAAAUGUAUCAUUCUAAGACUCCCAUUACUGACGUGCAUACAAUUGAGAAGUCUAUUUUAAUGCACUCCUUCAAAAAGCAUACCCACCACCCUAUUAAUAAAGAUCUACUAGCUGCUACUUUAACUCGUAGCAACUAUAAGGAGAAGUUUCACCAGUUAUUGUGUCGGGAAGAAGAUGAACAUGAGAGGAUUCUUAGAGACAAAUGCAAUGGUUUUUAUGAUCUAAAGUUGUCAAGUAUUAAAUUGUGUAUGAAGAGGCACAUUGAGAAGUAUCAAGAAAAGUAUGAAUUAUUUUAUACUAUAUGGAACGCACAACUUGAUGCUGAUACAAUAGCUUAUGCUAUGCAGGCAAGUGAAGGUAUAGUUGUUCUCCAUUUGUCUACUGGAGAUAUGCAAGCAGAUAUUCUUGAGACAAAAAACAGAAAUAACCUUUAUUUUCUACUGGGGCUUGCAACAAAUCCUGGAGUUAAACAAGAAUCAAAUGUCAGCGUGACCUUCAUUUUAAAAUACUCUUAUUUUGAUCGUCUUCAUCGAGCAUUAGAUAGUUUGCCUCUAGCUGUACUUAAUCGUUUAAUGCCUAGUAACCCUUGUCAUUUUAGUAAUGUGGUGUUGAAUGAUGAAGACAUUCCUCCUCCAGUGAAGUGUGUUCAUGAGAUAGGUGUAGUCAAAUUAGAAUAUUCGCAGAGGGAGGCUCUUAAGUCAAUAAUGAGUUGUGAAGCUAACAAAGCACCUGUUUUAAUUGUAGGUUCAUUUGGAACUGGUAAAACUCAAUUGCUUGCUCGUGCUGCAUAUCAAAUAUUACGACAAGACCGAAAGAACAGGAUUCUUAUUUGUGCUCAUCAUCAGCACUCUGCAGACACCUUUAUGGCUAAUUACUUUUCAAAGAUGAUUGAUUCUGGUUGGUACUGUGGUAAAGUUGUUCGUCUGAUGGCAAAUAGAGAUUAUUGUGCUCCUUCAAAUUGUGUGAAGUAUUAUGCUACCAUUAAGGAUCGGCAUUUCAAAAAGCUGAAUGAAAUUAGCAUAAUUGUCACGACAUUUUCUACAUCACUUCAUAUGCUUGGAGUUGUCCCUAAAGGUUUUUUCACCCACAUUUUGUUAGAUGAAGGUGCUCAAACUCGAGAACCAGAAUCUAUUGCUCCUCUUUGUUUAGCUGAUGAUAAUACACAAAUUGUAAUUGCAGGAGAUCACAAACAAGUUGGUCCCUCUUUGUUAGUGCUUGGUGAACUAGCUAUUAAAAAUGGUCUGAGUCUGUCGUUGCUGGAAAGACUGCAUACUCUUUAUAAUGAUGAUAGGCUAAUUGAUGCUUCAUCAGUGCAUUCUGCUACUCUUCUCACUAAUUUUAGAUGUCAUCAUGCUCUACUGUCUCUUCCAUCUUACUUAUUUUAUGAUUCUACAUUAAUUACCGCUGCUGAAGCUGUGACUCAUCUUCAUCCUGAAGCUAAAUACCCUCUUCAUUUUAUAUGCUCUGAUCUUAGUGAAGCAAAAGAAAUAUCUACUAAUGAUAAUGAGAUUGAAGCCACAAUAUUGCUACAAGAAAUAAGUAAUUAUGUUGAGAGCUGGCCAGAUCAAUGGGGUGAAAUGGAUCUCUCUAAAGUUUGUGUUAUGACAGUAACAGCUCACCAAAAAAUUAAAGUUAUUCAAGUAUUGUCUCAUCAUUAUUCACAUCUUGAAGAUAUUGAUGUUCGAACUGUUUUUGACAUUCAAGGUUGUGAGUAUGAGGCAAUUUUUCUUAGUACAGCAGAGCCUACUACAAGAGAAGGCAAAUCUAAAAAUCCAACCAAGACGCCUUGCAGUCAAUAUGUAUUCAAUACUGCAUUAACACGUGCUAAAUCACUUGUAGUAUGUGCUGGUAACCCGUUUCUGUUGAUGACAAUAGAAGAAAGCAUGGGUAAUGAAUGCUCUUGUUGGAAAGAGUACAUUAGAAGGUGUAUACUUUCUAAAACCUUUGUAGUACCUACUAAACUUCAAGAUGGAGCAUGUCAAAGUGUAGUUCAUGAUCAAAUAAAAAUGUUGCAAGAGAUGGUAUUUAAGUUGUCGCCUGUUUUAAUGACAAAUUUUACAACAGAUAGCAUAUUGAAAUCGUUUCAAGAAACAUUGAAAUCUAUACGACAUUACAAAAGAAGUGAACUACUGAAACUUUCCUAUUCAAAUUGUGAUAUUUUGGACUUUGAUGAUAGUGUAGUGAGUCAAGGUAAGAAAGAAGGUGAACAAGAAGGUAUUUAUGAUUGUGAAUUACAAAUGAAAAGCUAUCGUUCAGCUAUUGCAGUUCCACGUGAUCAAUCGAAGGAGGCCAUAGUUAUUAAUGGAUUGAAUAAUAGAAGAGGAGCUUUCAAUAAUGAUAUAGUACGAGUGGAAGUUACUGUGUUCAAUUCUCAUUCUGCAUCUGGAAAUAAAAAAGCAGUAGUUCUAAGGUCAGGUAGGGUAGUAGAAGUUAUUAAAGCGCAACAUCCAACUAGGUAUGUAUGCCGUUCUGAUCAAUAUGGCUUUGUUAAAUUUUACCCUCUUGAUAAAACUGCUCCAAUAAUACUUAAUCUUCCAAAACUAUCUUACAAGCUUCUUCGAUAUCGUCCAAAGGAUGACCAGGCCCCUAUGAUUCAUGAUUACAUUACAGUGUUUAGGGAGGACUCAUUAUAUGAUGCUAAUGAUGAAAUCCCUCGUAUUAAGGAGCUCAUACCAUUUGAACUGUCACAGAAUUUCUUGUUUGUUGUUGAGGUCCUUCAAUGGAAGAAAAAGUACCGAACAGCAUUAGGAGCUGUCAUUGAAGCUGUUCCACGUACAUCAAACAUUUUUUUUAUUAAUCGCUUGCUUAACCUUGUCUAUAACAUCCAAGAAGAAGAUGAUGAAGUACAUUCACCACUUCAAUCUCCAAAUGAAACUAAUGAGCUUCAUCAUUAUGAUCGAGCAUUUACCAUUGAUCCUCCUUUAUCUAAAGAUUUGGAUGACGCAGUCAGUUUGACACCUCUUCCUGAAGAUGGUAAUUAUGAGCUGGCAGUUCUUAUAGCUAAUGUUGCCAAACAUAUAAAUGAAAACCAUCCUUUAGACAAGAAAGCUAAACAGAGGGGGACAUCUGUAUAUGGUGCUAAACAGAGAGGUGCUCAACGAGUGCGUCACAUGUUUCCAUCCAGUAUCACAUCUCAAUUGAGCCUUGACUAUUUGAAAAAACGGCAUGUUUUAUGUGUACCUGCUACAGUAGUCAUAGAAGAAGGAGUGGUAACUAGUGUAGUGUCUGGCGAUCCAAAGGAAGCAAUGGUCACUUCUCAAGUACGAUUCACUUAUGAGUCUGCUAAAAAGGUAAUGCAUAAUGAAACGGUUGAUGAUGAGACAAGAAGGCAAGUUAAAGCAUUUGAUGAUGCCAGUGGACCAAGCUUACUAAUGGCUAAUACUCUUAAUCUACUGUAUGAGAUAGCUAUGUACUUACGCAUUAAGAGGUUAGAUGAUCCUGGCUACUGUUAUGACCGACCUGAGGAAGGUGAAGAGGGUAACUGGCAGACUCAUCUUCUUAUAGAAGAAUUAAUGAUAUUUUGUAAUGCAGCAAUAGCUGAGUAUCUUCACGAUAGGCUUCCACAGCAAAGUGCCUUAUUUUUAGCACAGCUACCUAUUUUGAAAGAAGAUGAGCUUGAAUUUGUUAAUCAGAAUGAAAAAUGCUUACAACAUUCUCUGUCUCUUAAAUGUUACUUAAAUGAAUUCAAUAAUAAAACAGCUCCCUUGAUUCUACCUAAUACAACACUUCAGGCACUUGUUGACGUAUGCUCUAGAAGAGAUCACAUCCAAUUGGUUUCAAUUCUUAACAAUAAUAAGCUUUACCCACAGCUAGCCAUGGCUGAGGCUAUGUCACGAACAAUCAAAAGGAAAUCUAGUUACAUUGUAGUUGAAAACAACAAUGAGCAUAUUUGUGCUUAUCAUUCUCAUAAUGGCCUUGCACUAUCAGCAUAUACUCAUUUUACAUCACCAAUCAGGAGAUAUGCUGAUUUGGUUGUGCAAAGAUUAGUAAUAUCACUCAUUGAGGGAAGGCCUAUAGCAGAAAAUUCUGAUGAGAAUAACAAUGAACUCGUUAAAUUGUGCUCUCAACUUAAUGUCAAGAGUAAAGCUGCAAAAGAUUAUGAAAAGGCUGAUAAUAAAGCAUGUAUAACUAGAAGCUGUGAAGUCUCACUGGAAAGAGCAGAGGCUUUUGUGAUCCAAUCUUGUAAAAAUAUCAAUGACUCAUUUGAAUUAUCCUUCUCUUCAAGUCAUUAUGAGUGUAUUCAUGGUCAAGACACAUCAUUUAGUAUGUCAGAUCUUAAUUUUCAUCACAAAAUUGAAGAUGGAACUACUAAAUUUGUUGUAUGGAAAAUAGUGUCAAUAUCAUUGAGUCAAACAUUCAGCCUCUUCUCUCAUCCUGAUGUAAUUGAUAUGCCUCCUGCUACUCUCAAAGCUCCUUAUUGCUCCAUUGCUGCUAAAAUGUAUCAAUAUACACAAGGGCGGGAAGGAGAAUCACAGAUUCGUCGGUCUAGUGCUGAUUUGACAGUCUGUGAUAAAGCUAUUUCUCUUAGUCCAGAACGCUGGCUAGUAACACACAAGUAUCUUAAAUGUCAAAACGAAGAAAAUUUUGAAAAAAUAAGAGGCUUAAUUCUCCAUGAGCAACAAUUAGAAGUCAGUAAAGAUAAAUGGCAGUCAAAAAGAAGCAAAGAAAGUAUUGCAAUAACAUAUGAAGUUAAACGACCUUUUACUGCAGCUAAUGAUGUAGUUACAGUUUGGCUGGGAAAGUCUCUUACUGAAUAUCUCCCAACACCAGCUAUUCAGUUAAUGGAGAUAGCACCAACAGUUCGUGUGUGCCUUCAACAUAAUAAUAAUCCUCUCUGCUUCUCUGGUAUCCACCUACAGAAAGCAUCACGUGAUACAGCUUAUCACUCAAUAAAGCAGUAUGUAGAGCUUUGGAGUAAAGUGUUAAUUGCUGAGUCUGCUAAUCAAAGUGUCAAGACAAAAAAUCUCAUAUUCAUCAGACAUGCUCCUUUAAAAUGGAAUGAAUUCAUUCGAGUUAAUGAUUAUAUUCAUGAUCCUUAUUAUGUGCCAAAGGAUGAAGUUUCUCUUAUCAUACCUCCUAAGAAUCAAGACUCAUUGGACUUCAUAAGUAUCAAAUCUGGUGACUUCCUUUGUGUUCGAUAUGAGAUUAGUGAUAGUCUCAAUGCUGUCUAUCACUUUGUUGUGGCAGAAGGAAAAAAUGAAAAAAUAGAUAAAAAGGAUAAUGUAGACAUCGUAAUAAAGAUGCGUGCUGAAGGUGAUUAUUCAUGUAGAAUCAGAGAGAAUAUGUAUCAAGAAUUGAAAAAAGGAAACCAAACUUGUGACAUACAAAUAAUACCAAUACCAGUUUCUUUUCG
This is a messenger RNA of Amphimedon queenslandica, 8530 nucleotides long. RefSeq lists its product as uncharacterized. The record is from RefSeq and is a predicted model, not a curated record. NCBI's taxonomy places the organism in Eukaryota, Metazoa, Porifera, Demospongiae, Haplosclerida, Niphatidae. Gene Ontology annotation, cellular component: cytosol; P granule. Gene Ontology annotation, molecular function: RNA nuclease activity; RNA binding; helicase activity. The annotation marks the transcript as partial. Gene Ontology annotation, biological process: regulatory ncRNA-mediated post-transcriptional gene silencing. The transcript has 13 exons.